Messenger RNA from Tribolium castaneum (red flour beetle), 2061 nucleotides. RefSeq lists its product as uncharacterized. The coding region runs from base 254 to 730 and encodes 158 amino acids. Gene Ontology annotation, biological process: regulation of synaptic transmission, cholinergic; sleep; positive regulation of voltage-gated potassium channel activity. The transcript has 3 exons. Lineage: Eukaryota; Metazoa; Arthropoda; Insecta; Coleoptera; Tenebrionidae. The record is from RefSeq and is a predicted model, not a curated record.
GUUGCAAGACAGUUUUAUUUAGUAAAACCAUCUGAAAGCGCUCUAUUUCGAAAAAGCUGCAAAGUGAAUCCAAUCGAUUCGACGCUUGAUGACGUCUUUGCGUAGAGGGGAGAAUCAGUGACGUCAUGUCGUCUUCCUGCUAGUACAACUAAAUGUCGAACAGAUAGGGAGACGUCAAUACCGCACUUUUCAAAUCAGUGCAAUUAGUUAAUGUGCGUUUUUUGUAUGAGUUGGGACAACAAGAUCAAAGAAAAUGUUUCAAAGUGCCGGAAUCAUUUGUGCUGCCCUUAUACUUGGAAUUGUAGUUAAAUGUAAUGCCAGACAUGGGAUGGAUCAUGGGCAGUGGGCUAGAGAGAAACCCAUAGAGUGUUACGAAUGUAAUUCGGAGUAUGAUCCUAGAUGCGGCGAUCCGUUUGAUCCUUACACCAUAGGAAAAGUGAAUUGUUCAAUGAAAAGGCCUUUAGAUCACAUUUUACAAGAAAAACCAAAGCUUUGUAGGAAAACCGUGCAGAAAGUCCAAGGGCACAUCCGGGUGAUCCGAGGCUGUGGAUACAUCCCACACGACUGGGACGACAAGCAGUGUCUACUAAGAGCGGGGACCCACGAUGUUCACGUUAAAUACUGUUCUUGCACACAUAGUCUUUGUAAUACCGGGAGUUUUCACUCUAGUCCAUCGAGAAUAAUCACUGGUGGAAUCCUGUUAGGAGUUGCGCGACUAAUCUUGGGAUAAACUGGUAAUCAAAACUGGCAUCAAGUGAAGACACCUUCAGAAAAGUAGUUCGUAAAGGCUAGCGCACAAGACUUUUAUUUUCCGGUUUUAAACAGUAUCAUUUGUAUAUAAACGUAUGGGGUCUAAUGGGGUGUAGCAAAAUCAAGAGCCUAUUUGUGCGAGAGUCUAAUUUCCGGUAAUUAUGGCAAAUAUAUUUUUGAUUAGUUUAAGAGAAACCGAUAUCCUACUACUAAAGCUAAGCUUUGUAGAUAAAGAGAUGAUUUUUGAUUACAGUCGAAGCUAAGCUAAGUAAUUAGAGGGAUGACGUUAUCGCCUGCUUGGUGGCAGGUCUUGUCCAUUAAACUAGCGUAUAGUGUUAACUGUAAACCAUAUAAACUUUGGGUAUAAGACAAAUAGAGACUGCCAUGACAUUUGAUCGAAUAUUUUCACCAAACGGCGAUGUGUCUCUACAGGCAACUCACGAAGGCCUAGCUCCAACGAUGAUAAAUAAAUCAAAUACAUAUCUAGAUAUGCAAGGGAUAUGACCGUUUGGUGAGAAAGCAUUUGAUAGAUAAAGUGAAAAUGUGCAAUCUGUCGCAACGCUCUGCAAGUUUUCGUUCAAUUCACAUCAGUGUCGUAAAAUCUCUACAUGUUUCUUAUAAACGGUAAUGAAUGUGUAAUAUGCGUGAAACACUGCCAGUUUUGGCCGGAAGUGCCAUACUAGUCAUGCUUGUCCGCUAGAUUAAGUUAAGAAAGUCAUCUUAUGAAAUGUAAUUAGGAUUGUUAUAACUUGUAAUGUUAUAAAUGCACUAGACCUAUGACAUGUAACUCUCUACAGUGUGUUGGAAAUUUUAUUUGCAAGAUUCACACUAAAACACCGGCUCAUUUUUCUACACUUGACACUUGCUGUUGACUAAAUAAAAUAAAUUUCCAAUACACCCGGAAUUAUGCCUUUGAAACCAAAAAGAAAUGCUGUUUUCGUCAUAAAUGUGGCAUUUUAUUUUACUAAGUACAAAAAAGAGUAAUAUUGCAUUGAAAUUAUCUAUUUAUUAUAAAUGUAAAUAUAACUAUUGUUUUUGAAUGGAAAAAUAUGCAUGUUGUGGAUAAAUAUUUUUUCUCCUUAAUGAUAAUAGAAGGGAUAUUUUAAAUAACAAAGAUGCUUAAAUGUGUUUCUCGUGGAAACUAAAUAUACUUUGUAUAUAAGGGUAAUAAUAUACAAUAAUAAUUGGAUCUAUUUGGGUCAUAUUUUUUAAAAUAUUUAUUUUUAUGUUGAAAAAUGCUGUGCACGCUGCUGUUUGUCAUUGUACAUGUUCUGUAGAAUUCAAAAUAAACAUUGUUUCACCCAACUUUCA